GGGAGGUUAACUAGAGAUUUUAGAUAUAAGCCGAUAAGCAACUCUCGCUGCCAGUGAGCCUUGGGUGAAAGACAGAAUCUGUAAAAAGGCAGUCAGUCAGCUGUUGUACUUCAACGAGUGAACGUAUAUGUAUGCAAAAUGUCAGUCAACGCUUAUUAAACAAAAGAACUUCAUUACAUAACUGAAAACCACUAAAACAAUUAACCGUAGACCGUGCUAUGUCUCGAUCAGUGUAAAAAGAAAGGAAAGAGUAACCAGGAAGAAAGUGAAGUGAAGUGAUAAUCCAUUAACGACAAAAAAACUUCCACUAAACAGAAGCCUCCUCGACGAACAGCCGGUUAACCAGAAAAUCUCUGCGAUAACCGGGCUAAUUUUCGGAUAAACCGAGACAUUCAGGAUGAGAAUUGACGGAGAAAACGGAGCACCUCUGUCCCCCGGUUCCUCCGCAGCAUCCAACUCAUCCGCAGAUGAGAUGAUAGAAAAUGAGAACCAGAGUCUGCGGGACCGAGUGGCAGACUUAGAGAAAAAGGUCCACGAGCAGACAGAUGAAAUUAUGUGUUUGAGGUCAACACUGGCUGAUGUUUUGAGAAGAAUUAACACAAUUGAAGGUGCCAGAGAUACAAGAAAAAAAUCCUCCUCGCGCACAAAUCACCAGCCAGAGCACCCUUUCAUCGCCUCGUUUCCUUCAUCAGUAGUGAACAGCCACAGCGGGGGUCGAGCCACCCCGACGAAGGAGGGCGUGAGGCUUCGACACCACCACAGUGACUCAGCCAGGGACGUCUCCAAGCGGGCCUCCUCCUACGUCCCCGGCAGGUCCCCUUCAGCGACACAGAUCAGGUAAAAGAU
Molecule: messenger RNA, 846 nt
Organism: Penaeus indicus
Lineage: Eukaryota; Metazoa; Arthropoda; Malacostraca; Decapoda; Penaeidae
Product: echinoderm microtubule-associated protein-like 1
Exons: 4
Coding region: 398-841 (147 amino acids)
Source: RefSeq, a predicted model, not a curated record